Messenger RNA from Priapulus caudatus, 1595 nucleotides. RefSeq names its product tyrosine-protein kinase Srms-like. The coding region runs from base 38 to 685 and encodes 215 amino acids. Gene Ontology annotation, molecular function: ATP binding; transmembrane receptor protein tyrosine kinase activity. Gene Ontology annotation, cellular component: signaling receptor complex. The record is from RefSeq and is a predicted model, not a curated record. Gene Ontology annotation, biological process: protein phosphorylation; positive regulation of kinase activity; cell surface receptor protein tyrosine kinase signaling pathway. NCBI's taxonomy places the organism in Eukaryota, Metazoa, Priapulida, Priapulimorpha, Priapulimorphida, Priapulidae. The transcript has 6 exons.
UCACUGGACGUGCAACCUAUCACACUCAUCACGGAAUAUGCUUGUAGUGGAAGCUUUGCGCAACCUGCUUAGGAAACUACAUAUUGAAGGAGACCUAAUGUCAACUGGAGGGAAAAUGGUUAUAAUUUACACCGGUGUGGACAGUCUUGGAAGACAGGAACAAGUCCAAGCAACUGCAGUCACGUUGCUUGGCUGGGCAUGGCAAAUUGCCAAUGGCAUGACGUACGUGACAGAGAAGGGCUUCAAUCACGGUGACGUCACUGCAAGAAACAUUCUCGUAACAGAUCAGGGAACGGUAAAGCUCUGUGACUUUGGUCACGCGCAGAUAUGCCCAGCGGGAAACCAGAUUAGCACAGAUACACAUACUAUUCCCGUCCAAUCCGCUGCACCAGAGACACUUCAAACUGGACAGCGGUCAGAGGCUUCUGACGUCUGGGCGUUCGGUGUACUGCUAUGGGAAAUAACGACGCUUGGCAACGAGCUCUAUUCGGGAAUUAAGGAAGAAGACAUGCUGCCGUAUCUUCUGGAUGGAAAUAGACUCAAGCAGUCAGACUACUGUUCCACCCAGCUAUAUGAACUGAUGCAGAGUGCUUGGAAAACUCGCACCUCAGUGAACGACCAGGCUUUUCGGCAGCUGUCAGCAGGAACUACAGACAAUGAUGUCCGUCUGCUCACAAACACAUAGACCUGAUGGUAAGUCCAUAACGCCUGGAGCAAUGCUGAGUGAGAACGACUGCACCACCUCUAGCUGUCGAUCCAGCUUAGCUGAACCUGCCGACAACUCUCACGGGAGACCGAUGGUCGCUGAGCUGAUCCUCACAAACGAGGUCACGGUCCAUUCUGACCCAGGUCGUCGCUCCACAAGCAGCAGCAGCCAAUCACAGACCGGCUUUCACCAGGGCAGCGUUAGAAGUGCAGGUAGACAGUCUCGUCGCCACAAAUCCUUCAUCAGAGGAAGCCAUCUUGAUUCAACUGGACCAUCCACCGGUGCGCCAUCGCAGUCGCCGAUUUCAACUUGCUCUCGCCAGUCGCACACGAAUUCAACGUGCUCCAAUAGAUCCGAGGACUCCGGCGUGGGAGCCAAUAGGAGGUCAAGCAGACUUGGUAAGGUGAGCCUGUCGCAGCAGCUGAGUCGGUUUGCAUCAUCAAAGUGUCAGGAGGAAUCCGGUCGAUUAUUGGAGGACUAUGAGGAGCAACAGGAGGAGGGUGCUAGCGAUGACGUGUUUGAGGAAUCAAAACCUGACAGCCUCCCAGAAGAUGAGUUAGUUAGGAGUGUAUCUCAAUAAACGAGCUAUUUGCAAACGUAUGGAUUGAUAAAGAAAACGAAGAAACCACAAUGAAAAACAUACCCUGCAAUAUAUAUGUCAUUGCUUUCAUUUAGAUGAUUGUCACGGUCAGAAAAUAUUAAUAUAUUAUUAACUUGUUUGUUUAUAACUUAUUUUGCAUAUAUGUAUAGCAUCGACCUAAUUUGUAUAGAGAAUUUUAACUUCACUAAUAAUUGAUUUAGUUAGCUAAGAAGUCAUUUCAGUAACACAAACUUACUAAAUAUAUUUAUUAAUAAAAUACUGGUGCUUUUAUAUUUUAUUUUAAACUUA